Molecule: messenger RNA, 1305 nt
Organism: Babjeviella inositovora NRRL Y-12698
Lineage: Eukaryota; Fungi; Ascomycota; Pichiomycetes; Serinales
Exons: 2
Coding region: 1-1305 (434 amino acids)
Biological process (GO): endocytosis; actin cortical patch localization; actin filament organization
Cellular component (GO): actin cortical patch
Molecular function (GO): ubiquitin binding; phosphatidylinositol binding
Source: RefSeq, a predicted model, not a curated record
AUGGGCCUUUUUACUGACCACCCGUACACCGCGGUAACCGCCACCAUCAACCAGAUCGUCGUCGCACACGAUGAUGAGUACGAACCGGAGGCACAGCUCCCGACGCUUCUCGACGCGAUCCGCGCGCAGCCAACGUCUGGCGGAACGGAAGCCGCGCGUGCGGUGCGCAAGAACCUCAAGCACGGCUCUGUGAAGGAGCAGAUUCGCAGCUUGGUGGUUCUCGAGCUUCUUGUGGGUAAUGGCGGUAGCGGAAAGGCUAUGCGGGGGUUAUACAACGACCACAAGCUCCUCGCAUGUAUGAGCCAGUGCUAUGUCGACAUGCAAAGACCGGGGAAGGUCAGACGGAAGAUUGCCGGUUUAGCCGCGGAAUGGCGGGUCUACGAGGAUGUCUCGGGGUACGAAGGCGUCUCUAAUUUCUACAAAUUGGUUCCAGAAAAGACAAAGCUGCGGAGGUACCGCAACACCAACGUGACCCACUCAGGGCGGGUGGUGCCUGAUUUCAUGAGGGACCGGCCAGAUGAGAACUACAAUGUUUUUAACGACGAGGGGAAUAUUAUCCAGGGAGAUAUCGUCCUAAGAGAGAGCGGUGCUAAUUCCCGCAACAGCUCCCGCAGCAGUUUUUCGCAUCACUCGGGCAAUCACUUGGGUAAUGACCCCCCAAAGACAAACGCGCAGCUCAACAAGCAGUUUCGUAUCCCAAAGAUUGAUUACCUCAAGGAAAGACCCAAGAUUCAGACAUUGCUCGCGCAGACGGCGCAGCACUCCACCGCCUUGGCAAAUUUGAUCACCCAGUUGCCCGCUGGGACGCUUGCCAUUGACGACCGUCGGUGCUAUGCGGAGUUCGACAUCUGCCGUCAGUUGAGAAGGAAGAUCUUGCGCUAUUUGCAGUUGGUGGAUAGCGAGGAGUUUCUCGGCUCAUUGAUUGCUGCUAACGAUUCCGUGAUUGCCACGCUUCAGCGCUUCAGCGACGCAUGCAAAGAGAAACACGACGACUCGUACUACGAGACGGAAAGUGAGGAUGAAAGAAAUACGAGUGUGAGAAGUGCCAGUGACGGCAGAAGCGGCUUGAGUCUGGGAAACAAUAGCUUGGAUAAUAGCGGAAUCAGUUUGAAUAACAGUAGGGCCAGCUUGGAUGACAAAAUGGAGGAGGUGCUUAGGAACAAGCGCGCCCCGCCGCCACCACCAACCAGGAGAAAACCACUCUCGCAGCGGGUUGAGGAGGGCGACAGCGAGAGCGAAGAAGAUCCUUUUGGCGACACCCAUAUGGUAGUUUUUAUUGGUAUUCCCGUAGAGGUGGUUAGCUAG